Messenger RNA from Oryza sativa Japonica Group (Japanese rice), 2101 nucleotides. The record is from RefSeq and is a predicted model, not a curated record. NCBI's taxonomy places the organism in Eukaryota, Viridiplantae, Streptophyta, Magnoliopsida, Poales, Poaceae.
UCAAUAGAGUACGUCACGCGGCGCAAACGCCGCGGCCUUCCUCGUCUCCCGCCGCCGACGCAGCGCGGGCCGCUUCCGAGCCGCGCCGCUCACGUCGCCGGCGCCGCCCUCCCCGUCGGCCAGCCGUCCGCCUGCGUUCCUCCGCCGCCUCGCCUCCCCGUCGGCCGGCCAUCCGCCUGCGUUCCUCCGCCGCUCGUAUCACCGGUGCAUCGCGUUGCUCGUCGUCAACCUGUGAUGGAGGAAGCAGCCGUGAGCAAGGCUGCACGGAAAUCAUGCGGCAAAACACUGUGACUUAAUUGGAAGCUAAUCAAACAGUACUGAAUUACACUGGCAUUGCCAAAAAGGAAUCGUUCAUAGAAGGAUUCUAUGGUUGGAGGAAAAUAAGAUAGUGAACUGCUGGUUGCCUUGUACCACCAAGAUUUCAUAGAGGGCAAGCAGAACAGAGCGGCAUCCAAGGGCCAUUGCAUUGGAGCAACCAUGAACCGCAAAGGCAGUGACAGGCUAAGCAAGUUACCUGAUGAUAUUCUGCUUAACAUCCUUGACCGGCUCCAUGUCCGCGAUGCUGCAAGAACCAGUGUCCUCUCCAGACGGUGGAGGCAUCUCCCUUCUAUGCUUUCUCAAUUGGUUAUAGACUUUGUUCACUUCAUGCCUAAUGGUGCAUCCAUGUUAUCUGAUGAUGUGUUGGUCUGGACCAAUGCCGCUGUUGUUGAAGCAACGAAGAGCAUCUUGGAACGCAGGAAUCCAGAUGAAUAUACCAUCCACCUCUUGCGCAUGCUGUUCUACCUGAAUGAAGGUGACUGUAUCUCAAUUGGACAAACUGUUGGACAUGCCAUGACAACACAAAAGGUUGAGAUGGCCGAAUUCACAAUUAUAGUGGAGAAGCUACCCACCCGUUGCACUGAUGAUGAUUUGAUCGAUUACGGGAGACGAUUCAUGUCAUUUUUCGAUGCUUGCCCAACUGCAUUUGGUGGUCUCACACGCCUCAUAAUAGGGAAUCUAAGAUUUGGUGAAUCGGACAUCCACAACGUCCUCAAGACCUGUCAGAAUUUACAGUAUUUGCGUUUGUUCAACUGCGAUUCAGGAAAUUUGACCGUGCUGCAACUUGAACAUCCACAGCUCAAUGUGCUCAAUAUUGCCAGCUGCCGUUUUGAAAGCAUCAAGCUCAACUGCUUGCCGAAACUAGCACAAUUGAUGGUUGAGGGUUGGCUAUCUUUCCAAGAUCCCCUGACUUUUGGUUAUGUGCCCUCACUCGAGGCGGUACGGCUUGCAGGUGUUGGUCUUAAAAGGCACAAGUUGGUCAAGCUAAGUAAGAUCCUUGGAAAGAUCUCUGUAAGAGAUCUACGUUUGAAUUUUAAGAGUGAAAAGAUUUGGGUUCAACCAGAAUUACCACAAAAACUGGCAUCUGUUUUCUACAAAUUAAGGCUUGUGAAUCUGUUUCGUGUUCCUGAAGGAUGUGAUCUCACAUGGACAAUGUUCAUUCUCGAAGCAGCGCCUUUCCUGAAGGAGCUACGCAUGACGGUAUGGGAUCAUUGGUGUAACAUGGAAAAGGACGAGGAGAUGAGGGCGUCUUUGUACAGCUCGAACAAGAGUGUAGAGUGGGAAUCUUCUGCUGAGGAUUUCAAGCACCACAACCUGUCCGUUCUCACCAUCUUCUGCUUCCAAUCUGAAGACUUCUUGGUUGCGUUUAUCAAGCGUAUCAUGGAAGUGGCCGUGAAUCUGGAGGAUGUGUUCCUGUACAACAUGCUGUCGUGUGACACGUGUAAGGACAUCCGAAGGCCGUGUAAGUUCCCACGGACGAAGAGGCAGAUGUGUUCACUGAAGAAGAGGAUCAACGAGGGGAACUCGUUUGCCAAAUUUCACUUCUUGACCUCAGUAACGGCUGAUCAUGUUCCAAUAUCUGAGUACCCGUAGUAUUCUUCGGUUUAAGGGCGUGCUGUACUACCUCUUUCUUUUCCCGACAGAUAAGUUGUGAGAGAGCUGAUGGUGUUCUGCAUAUGUUCAGGCAGUUCGUUCCUUUGAUAUCUCUGUACUUAUUAGCAGGAGAAAAAUGACCUUUGUUAUAUAUAUCGUGCCUUUUGCAAUCCAUGAGUUGUGUUGUUCA